AGCGGGCGGGCGCAGUAAAGGCGGUGCAACCGAGGGGAGCGGGGCUCAGCCGGGCCGCUGGCGGGCUGCGGGGUGCCGGCUGGUCUCCCCCGGCGUUGCUUUGCCCAUGGGGCAGCCACGCCGAGGCCUUGGGAUCCCCUCGUCCGCCGUCAGGACGUGCCCUGGGGCGGAAAAAAAGUUGCUGUAGAAGCUGCUUAAUAGCAAUAAAGAGCACCCAAACAUUGCUUCAGAGAAAGAGGAAAUCUGCCAGAAGUCAAAGACUACCCUGAACAGGAUUGAAGAAUUUAGACCAUCUGUCUGUGCAUUCCCAGGUUGUUUUCAUGAUCCCAGUGAUGUUGGGAUCAUCCUGAGAUGAGACACCAGUAGCUGGGGCUGGCCCUGCUGCCAGGGUUCCUUGCCCCAGGACAAUGAGGAGCCGUCUGCCAGCCUAACUGGACGAUUUUGUGGCAGCGCUUGGUUUUUUUCCCAAGCCUUGUGAAAUUUCAUGUGACGGUGGAGCUGCUUCCCGCACCCGCCUUGUACCACCUCGCAGCCAAGGGCUUGGUGGUGGAGGGUCACCACCAUGGCAGCAAAGCAGCCCCCGCCGCUGAUGAAGAAGCACAGCCAGACUGACCUGGUGAGCAGGCUGAAGACACGCAAGAUUCUGGGGGUUGGCGGGGAGGACGAUGACGGCGAGGUCCAUCGCUCAAAGAUUAGCCAAGUACUGGGAAAUGAAAUCAAGUUUGCUGUCCGGGAACCACUGGGGCUCAGGGUCUGGCAGCUGCUUUCUGCCGUCAUGUUUUCCGGUGUCGCUAUCAUGGCCCUUGCUUUCCCUGACCAGCUCUACGAUGCUGUCUUUGAUGAGGAAUCGGUGAGCAGCAAGACUCCCAUCCGGCUCUAUGGAGGAGCCCUCCUCAGUAUCUCACUCAUCAUGUGGAACGCCCUCUACACUGCUGAAAAAGUAAUUAUCCGCUGGACCCUACUGAUGGAGGCAUGCUACUUCGCUGUGCAGUUCCUGGUUACCACUGUCUCCCUGGUUGAGAGUAGCCGGACAGCCACAGGUGCCAUGCUCCUCCUGGUCAGCCGAGCCCUCUUCAUCCUCAUCAGCAUUUAUUAUUAUUACCAAGUUGGACGCCGUCCCAAGAAGGUCUAAUUCCUGGGCUUUUUGUCAUGGGUAGGGUGGGAGGGGGGGUUUGUGUUGGUAACUUUGCAAUAUAAUUAUAACUUUUUUUGUUAGUCCCUUUUGGUUCUGAAGUGGUUUCCUUCUUUUCCAUUUACCGGCAUGAAUCAGUUACACACCCAGUGCUGGUGGCAUUGCCAGGUGAAAUGGAGGGGAGCAGCGUCAGGGGUGGGACCCCCCAGCCCCUCUGCAGGAGGUGAGGAGCAGCAGGAGGAAGGCUCAGGGAGGUGUGCAGGCCUGGCAGGCUCAGGGAGAAGAACCAGUUUCCCAGGGGAAAACUGGUCAAUGGGAUCACAGGCUCUGAACCCGCUGGAAUAAAGCAGAAAAUAAGACCAGUACAUGGAAACCAAAUCCCUGAGGAGACAGGGUGAAGGACUCAGCUACUCCCCUUGGUGAGCCUUGUACCUGUCUGGUGGAGUGUGCCCUUGUGUACAGCUUGUUCCCCUUUUAGCAAGUACUGACUGUCCAGGUAACUGGGAGCUGGAUGGGGCUAGGUCUAGUUUAGUGCUUUGCAAAUGGCUCGUCUUCCCUCACUGCCAGAGGUGCCACCCCAUUUGUAGUUUUGCACCAGGUGCUGUACAAAGCUUGGCAGGAGAUAGAGCAAAAGAAGAGGGAGGCUUCUUGCUUGUUCCUUUUGCAGGGGCAGCAAUGGGAACAACAGAUCAGCUUGAACUAUAAUAUGUAAGAAGUGAAGGAAGCUUUUGGAAAAAGCCGGUUGAGCACAAAGACAUUCCCUUGCUUGGAUGUUUUGUGACGUUUCUAGGCUGGGGUCCUGUCCUUUCACACCAGAACACUUCUUACAGUUACAGCAGUGGUGGGUGUGAGGUAGCAUCUGAUUCUUUAGUUAAGCAAGGGCAAGAGUGCUCCUUUAGUUAGUGCUAGUGAGAGCAGAGUGAGCAUCAGCACAGCUGCUUGGGUCAGUGAGCAGCCUCUAGAGAUGAGUCCCAGCUGUGUCAGAUAAUGUUACAGGUCUGCUAGUGUGCAGGCAUCACAGCUGUUCUGACUUCGAGACAAGAGGACCAAAGUUUGUAGCAUUAAGAUACUUAACUGGGAUCAAGAACAGCAAGGAGUAAGGGGGUAUGAAGGUGUCAUUGCUUCCUCUAGCUCAGUCAAGAAAGGUCUAAAUGUGCUUUAGUACUUACUUACUGAGAAGUUUCUCCAACACCUCCUGGGCUUAACAGCAUUUGCUGCCCUACUUCCUAGUGCUUUUUUUGCAGAUUAUCCCUCUCCACAGCUGGAGGCAGCAUUUUUUGUUCUCCAUGGGACUAAAGCCAGAAGGUCUGUGUACAGGAUAUGCACUCCUUACUCAUGCGCUACUGUUGACUGGAUCAAAGCGUGCCCUGGAAUAGAGCUGACAUCCCAAAAAUCCCAGUAGAAAUAUGCCUACACGAACAGAAGUGCUUGUGUGAACAACAGCCCUCAAGUCACUGGUGAGACUGGGAUCUAUGGCUAUUGCUAUUUAAUAGCUUAGUAGAGUUAGAAGAAGGUAGUGGGUAGUUACUCUAUGUUGUGUUAGUGCUUUUGGCGUUAGAAGCAGCUGCAUAAACUUGGGACACUGUGUGCAUUGUACUUACUGGCUGUGCAAAAUGUCUGUCAGGUAAGGAUAUUGGAUAUAGUUGAACUGGGAAACAUCAACUGUAAAUUUUUUUUUUCCCUAAGUAGUAAAUCAAAUGGAGAGGCAAUAUCUAACAGCAGGCUAAAUUCUAGAGCCUCCUAACAACACAUGCCUGCCAAGCUGCUUUCAACAUGUCCAAAAUAUGAUACUAAACUAAAACAUACAUUUAAGAGGAGCCUUCCUGUUCAGGUGGAAGAGUUGAGCUCCAAGAGGGAAACCUUUUCCCUGUGAGGCUGGAAAUGAUCAAGUGCAGCCUGGAGCAUAUCACAAAUUAGACCAAGUGGUGCUGGGGCAGAGGGGGACUGGAGUGUGGCACACUGUGGCUGGUGCUCUUACCCUGCACAGGCAGCUGCAGUGGCUGUAGCUGUUGGUAUAGGUACAUGUGUUUAGGGGGGUCGAAUGUAUACACACACUGAUUCUUGGUCUUGGUGGGGGGGGUGGGAAACAGUGUUUCUAGGAAAGACAAAUAAAACUGACCACAGCAAAAGCAUUCUUGCAGAAGAAGGAAAUGGAUGUUUUCUUAAUGCUGUCCUCCCAUCUGUGUUGGCCACAGGUCCUAGGAACUUAGUUAUGACUCUGGGUCUGUAGAUGGCUGCUUGAUUAGUGUACCUUAAAAUGUCAUCCAGCAGGUGAGAGAAAUGAGUUACUGCCCUAUGUGAGAGCAGUUCCCUGAAGACUUCUUGAUCAGGUAGGAAGGUGAGGGAAGCAGUUACAGCCUUCCAAAGGAGCUUUAAAUCAGGUGAAGUCAGAAUCCUCUGGUUCCCCUGCUUAGCAGCUGCCUCUGCAAAAAUUAAAACAGUGAGCCACUUCUAGUUUUGCCAGUAAAUGUUGUCUUCUCCAACAUAGAGCAAAGCCUGGGGGAGUGGCCACAUAAGAGAGUUCAUGCUACUUGGUACUUAGUCCUGAAAGGGGAGAGAUGAAGUUGUUUUAUUUUCAUGCUUCUUGCUCCAUUUUGCUAUAAACGGACCAUGUAGAAAGUAUGCAAGUGGACUGGGGCGCUAUACCUCUACUACAACUGAGAUGGGGCAAAUGGAUGUCCCUGCCUGGCAAUGGCUACAAAAAAGGCUGUGGUGUUUGGCAUGGUGCUGCAGGAGAAACGUGGCCAGGCCCACUUGAGGUGAAGUUGUAGCAGGUGAGGUCUAGGAGGGAGUUUCUCCAGGUGCCUUGAGUAUGGAGCCCAGGCAGAGCAUCUGCAGUACUGCCAGAAACCAACUGUGGCUGGUUGUCUUCACUCUGUGAAUGGGGGGGAAGGGAGGAGGAUGCUGAAACUUUUCUACAGAACUGUGUUGCUAAGGAAAGAAGGGCUGGCAUCACAACUGCAGGUGGCAGUUGAGCAUAUAAUUUGGGUAUCAAAAGCCUGAGGCACCACUUCAGGCCCUGCUGCUGAUAUGCUGAGGAAAAAUCCAUUGCCACAGGCCUCAGUUUCCUUAUCUGUUAAACUGUGAGAAAGGCCAUGGACUGACAUAAUCUCCCAAGGGAGACUGCAGUGAAUUACCUGCAUUUGUAUCAUUGUGCAGGGUGGGUAGCUGUGUUCCCAAGAGAGUUGGGCUCUGAGCAGGCACAGGCCAGGACUAAGACUGGCCCCCUUUCUCUGCCAGAAAUGAACCCAAACUCUUGUGCUCAUAGAGCCCUUGCUUUUGAGGGUGAAGAAAGCCCAUCACUCACAUAACUCCCUACAGCGCCUUAUAUACACCUAACCAAUAUCUGGCAAACUGGAGCUGGUGACAAAGGAGAGGCUCUGUCUGUCCUAAGCUGGCCUCUCCUUUCUGGUCAAGGGUUUUUACUUGGGAGGGGUUGGGGGAGGGGCAGGGGAGAAUGGGACACUUCAGUUUAUACCUCAUUUUAGCUGCUGUACCUGAGUUUAUUCUUUCUCCUCUGGUAAGAAAGUGACUGUACUUAACACCAAGUAAAUAAUGAAAAUUAAAGCUGUUUCACUUCACUGUCA
This is a messenger RNA of Phalacrocorax carbo (great cormorant), 4719 nucleotides long. The record is from RefSeq and is a predicted model, not a curated record. Lineage: Eukaryota; Metazoa; Chordata; Aves; Suliformes; Phalacrocoracidae.